Messenger RNA from Pygocentrus nattereri (red-bellied piranha), 988 nucleotides. It is a transcript of the gene gpx2, whose product is annotated as glutathione peroxidase 2. NCBI's taxonomy places the organism in Eukaryota, Metazoa, Chordata, Actinopteri, Characiformes, Serrasalmidae. The transcript is spliced from 2 exons. The record is from RefSeq and is a predicted model, not a curated record. Gene Ontology annotation, biological process: response to oxidative stress. Gene Ontology annotation, molecular function: glutathione peroxidase activity.
AAAACCUGAGAUGGCCGACCUCUGGCGUUUCACCUCAUGGAUGUAUCAUGUAUCACUUGUAUAUCUGUUUUCUUCUAAGUCAUUUGACACCCAACCUUUAUAGUGGAAGCCAGGCAACAAGGAGGUCUUGCAUGACAGUUGGGAAGGGGACACACAUCCAGGCUGUGGCAAACGUGGACCAUGACCUUCAUAGCCAAGACGUUUUAUGACCUGCGUGCUACUACGCUGGAGGGGGAUUCAGUAGAUUUUAACGUCUUCCGAGGACGAGUGGUGCUUAUUGAGAAUGUAGCGUCCCUCUGAGGGACGACCAUCCGGGACUACAGCCAGCUCAACCAGCUCCAGAGCAGGUACCCGCACCGGCUGGUGGUCCUGGGUUUCCCCUGUAACCAGUUCGGCUACCAGGAAAACUGUAAUAAUGGAGAAAUCCUGAACUGCUUGAAGCAUGUGCGCCCAGGAGGAGGCUAUGAGCCUGGCUUCACCAUAUUUGAGAAGUGUGAUGUGAACGGAGCCAACACUCAUCCCGUCUUCGCAUACUUGAAAGACAAACUCCCAUACCCAGAUGAUGACCCCACCUCCUUCAUGCAGGACCCCAAGUUCCUCGUCUGGAGUCCCAUCAAUCGGACUGAUAUCUCGUGGAACUUUGAGAAGUUCCUCAUCGGCCCUGAAGGCGAGCCGUUCAAGAGAUACAGCAAAAAAUUUGAGACCAUUGCCAUUGAACCAGACAUCCAAAGGUUGCUGAGGCUGACCAAGAACUAAUCAAAACAACCAUCUUCUCUAAGCUCAUUGCACAACUCUGCCUCGAAAUGUAUUUCAUGUAACGUUGGCACUGUGGCACCCUCUACCUUCUCUUAUUUUACUUGAUGAGGGUGAUGCUCUAAACUCCAAAGGGGUAUCAGCUGAGAUGGUGUAAACAUAAAAGAAAUGUAGAGGAUGCUAACAGCGACCUGCUGAAAAGCUUUAAUAAAAAAUAAAAAGUAAGCAGCAUUGA